This is a messenger RNA of Dermacentor silvarum, 2673 nucleotides long. Its product is annotated as adipokinetic hormone/corazonin-related peptide receptor variant I-like. NCBI's taxonomy places the organism in Eukaryota, Metazoa, Arthropoda, Arachnida, Ixodida, Ixodidae. Gene Ontology annotation, molecular function: peptide binding; vasopressin receptor activity. Gene Ontology annotation, cellular component: membrane. The record is from RefSeq and is a predicted model, not a curated record. Gene Ontology annotation, biological process: G protein-coupled receptor signaling pathway.
CGGUACAGUCGUUCACGCGAAAUUGUGGAAGCAUCGUCUCCAAGUGAGCCUAACGCUGUUUUGCUCUGCCGAUAUGCUUACCUAGAGGUGAAGUUCUUCGGCGGCAUUAUUGAGUGAUCUUCGCAUCUGAAGUGGUACACUUGCCUCUUCAACUAAUAUCGUCGUGCUCGGGAAGGCUAACUGGCGUUCCAUCGUCUUUGACAUUCGCCAUGCGGCCCCGUGGUACCGGAAGCAACGACAUCGUGGACAAUCUCACGUCGGACAACGAGGACUUCGCCGGCGUUCACAGCAGCGGAAACACGUCCGUUGCGGCCGCCGUAGAAGACGCGCAAGUUCUCGAAGAACUCUCGUUCAGCACGCUAUCGCUGGUGCAGGUAGUCGUGUACUGCAUCCUCUUCAUCGUGGCUGCCGGAGGAAACGUACCCGUGUUCGUCACGUUACUUCGCAACCGGCACCGCAAGUCGCGAAUCAAACUCAUGAUCAUGCACUUGGCCAUCGCCGACCUGAUCGUGACGUUCGUGAUGAUUCCCGUGGAGGUUAUUUGGCGAAUCACGGGUCAAUGGCUGGCGGGUGACCUCAUGUGCAAGCUGAUGCAGAUGAUGCGCGCCUUCGGUCCCUACCUGUCCUCGGCCGUGCUGGUGUGCAUCAGCGUGGACCGAUACUUCGCCGUGCUCCACCCACUCAAGGUGCACAACGCGCACCGCCGCGGAAAGAUCAUGCUCGGCGUCGCCUGGUACGCCAGCCUGGUGUGCAGCGUGCCGCAGGCGGUGAUCUUCCGCGUGAUGGAGCACCCGGCCAUGCCCGGCUUCUACCAGUGCGUGACAUUCGCCUUCUUCGCGGUACCAUGGCACGAGAAAGCCUACAACCUGUUCUGCCUGCUCGCGCUGUACGGAGUUCCCUUGGUGGCAAUAGUGGUCUGCUACUGUCGCAUCAUCUGGGAGAUUCACAAGCAGUCCAAAGAAUCGCAUGUUGAUCAACUAAUGCUGCCGGAGCAACAACAGCCGGGCCGGCUACGCCUUCGUCGCUCUGAUGUCCGGCACAUAACCCGCGCUCGAAACCGCACUCUACGCCUGACCAUCAUCAUCGUGCUCGCUUUCUUCCUGUGUUGGACGCCGUACGUGAUCAUGGUGCUCUGGUACCAGAUCGACCCCGAGAGCGCCAGCAACGUGGACGGCUACGUGCAGUCCUCGCUCUUCAUGUUCGCAGUCUCCAAUUCUUGCGUAAACCCGCUUGUCUACGGCAGUUUCACGUCGAGCUUCCUCAAGGCCUGCUGCCGGGGCUCGUGCUUCAGGGCGCUGAACGCGCGCCGCGGCCCGUACAUGCUCACCCGGAAGCCCUCGAAGCAAACUGUGAACUCGUGGGUACCCACCACACCGAUUCAGAGGGUGGAGUUCACCAGAGACUGCUGCUCCAUGUGUUCCUCGGACGGCCACGACGUCCGUUCUAUCAUAGACCACAACGACGGCCGCACUUGCCACACGCAGCUGGAAGUGAGACACACUUCGGUGACGAUGUGCCGCUCGUCUAUGAAUGGUCACGUGGUCAAGGAAGCCGCGCAGAGCAUAUGAGUGUUGGGACGUGAGACGCGAAGAAGCUGGUUGUUCACGGCAACACCGCCUAAGUUAGACCUCAUCGGCAGCAUUUCUCAGCAUUCCUGUGCUGGUGCUUUCAUCAACUGAGCAGCUUGUUUUCUUUGAGGGCAUCAGUAACGGCGCCGCACGCGAGCUCCUAACAAUAAUGCUUGAAGGAACUGCAAGUCGAAACGCGGAAGAGUGAUAACGGCAUUGUUGUAUUGAAGUAUGAAGGCCCAAUUGAUAAGCCGCUCUUGUCUGGUGCUGCAGUAAGUGCUGAAGCGGAUGUGGCAAUUCACGCGAGCACGAGCUCCAAAGAUCGUCUGUGAACCGUGGAGGAGCCGAACCGCGGCUUUGGUGCGCUCAUUAGAGUGAGCAAGAAAUUUCUCGUAAAUACGUGCAUUCACAAGGUGGGCGAAGAUGUUUAUGGGAUACAUAUUUUUAACCAAAUGCAGUUUACGUGCAGACGAUCGAGUUUUAGGCAUGACGGCGCACACAAAGUAGCGAUAGGCUGCAUUGCGUAGAUAAAACAGUGGUUUAAAUGUUGUUUUUUGAAGGUUCACGAACUAUGUGAGUGCUUUCACUUUUUUGCCAGUACUUUCUUCUCGGCUGUUGUGCCAAACACUCCAGUUUGCUGCCUUUUGACGCCAUCGCUUUGCUGUCGCACGAGCGUGAGUCUGCUCAAGAGAGCCUGCGGAGACCCUCGUUAGCAAUUCCAUGCACAAGGGCUUCUUGAGGACCUGAGGAGGACAAGCAUGCGUUGUGGUGGGAUGCGAUAGCACGAGUAAAUAUUUUGUUAUCGCAAACACUUGUGAGAACACAGCCCCUUAUUGACUGCGGAUGGCCAAAGUUUACUGAGAGUGAUUUAGGUAAACACUUCGAUGAAUAUAAUUUUAUUCUCAUCAGCGCUAAGCUCUUCAAUUGAGUAAGCUUAGUGAAUCGAAUGGCCAAAGGCACUGUGACGUGCUGUAAGCCCUUCGAGAAAACCGGGAAAUCACGUCUUCACAUCCUUGCGGGCUGAAGUAAAACUUGACCUUUUUUAGCUGCUAAUCUGUCCGGGCACUUCACACUGCAGUUCGGCGUCAAGGACUAUGGGGGCGAA